CUCAUUCCUGUAGAGGGUGGCGAAGAUCACAAGUUGUCUUUAAGUAUUGCAGAUCAUAUUCUUUUGUCCUGCCAAUUGCUUAAAGCUUUGUAACUGUAAAAGGGUGAACAUGCAGAAAAAAGUAAGAUGAGUGUGAUAAAGUGGUUGCAAAAUGUGUGAAAAGUAAAGAGGCAACUUCAUGUCACAUGUUUCUGAAGGAAAUUUUAAAAAACAUGUGACAUCCUUGUCACCGUAUUUGUUGGCGUGACAGUGAGAAGAAAAGAUGGUCUUACAAUGGUCUUUGUUCUUCAUGUACAUUUGCAUUAAAGUUACUCCAACAGAAGCUUCAUCUUGGACCGCUGCUGUGCCAUCCUCAGUGAAAGGUCUCCUUGGCUCAUGUGUGGUGAUCCCCUGCUCUUAUAACUACCCAGAACCACAAAAAAGCCCCCAGACCUUCACGGGGAUUUGGUAUAAUAAUGAUAAUCAAGUCAUCUGUCAUUCUGAUGCAUCUCAAACUCCAGCUCAGUUUUGGAGUCGGACAAAGCUGCUGGGAGACCUCAGCAAGAAGAAUUGUUCUCUGAUGAUUGAUAAACUUACAAGAAGAGAUGAAGGGACCUUUCAUUUCAGGAUUAUAAUGGAAGCUUAUACCGUAUUUUCCUACUCAAAGAACAAAAUCUCUGUUUCAGUGAUCGAUGAACCAAAUCCCACUGAUUUCUCUGUGCAAGAGGAGGUAAAGGAGGGUCAAACUGUGUCUGCAUCCUGCUCUGUGUUUCACUCCUGCCCCACAUAUCCACCUUCUUUCCACUGGAGUCACUCUGGAGAGCAGCAUGAUCAAACACAGAAGCUUCAAAAUGGCCAGUGGAAUGCAACAUCUACUUUGACCUUUCGCUCAAACCGCUCUGAUCACAACAAACCUUUACAAUGCAGUGUUACAUACCACGGUGGAAAGCAGCGGGUAACAUCCAAGACCCUUAAAGUAAAAUAUGCUCCAGUGAAUGUGAAGGUUGAGUACCAGUCAGUGAAUGAGGGAGAGACUGCACACCUGAAGUGCUCCAGUGAUGCUAACCCUGUCAGCAGCUAUGAGUGGCACAAUGAAUCUGGUACUCUGCUGAAUAAGGGACAAACCUACACAAUGUCAAAUGUCUCCAGACAUUCAAUAGAGUCCGUGUACUGCACUGCUGUCAAUGAGGAAGGACAAGACAGAUCAAGCACCAUGAAGCUCAAUGUGUUAUAUCCCCCUGAUAUUAGGACUUCCUCUAAAUGUUUCUCAGAGGAUGAUGUGGUAAAGUGUGAGUGCAUCGUGGAGUCCAGGCCUCCCAGCAUGGUCCAUUUUGUUCUUGGUGACAGAGUCCUGCAAAGCACCAGCAUAGAGAAAGUUGGCUCUGUUACUACUGGAACUCUGCAGACAUACUUUGGGUCCUUUAAGUUUGUUCACUGCCUGGCAAACAACACACUGGGAAAUGCUAACCUCACACUCUUGUUACCUGCUAAUGCAGGGGGCGCUCAGGGGAGACGCCAACAUCAGACUUGGGCACCAUGAAAGCAGAGAGACCUGUGGAGCUCCCUCGUUAUGCCCCAACA
Pundamilia nyererei is the source of this 1560-nucleotide messenger RNA. RefSeq names its product myelin-associated glycoprotein-like. NCBI's taxonomy places the organism in Eukaryota, Metazoa, Chordata, Actinopteri, Cichliformes, Cichlidae. Bases 263 to 1519 code for a protein of 418 amino acids. The transcript is spliced from 7 exons. The record is from RefSeq and is a predicted model, not a curated record.